Akanthomyces muscarius is the source of this 843-nucleotide messenger RNA. RefSeq lists its product as uncharacterized. The transcript has a single exon. Lineage: Eukaryota; Fungi; Ascomycota; Sordariomycetes; Hypocreales; Cordycipitaceae. Bases 1 to 843 code for a protein of 280 amino acids. The record is from RefSeq and is a predicted model, not a curated record.
AUGGUCCAUCUACGCAGCGGCAUGUCUUGCGGUAAGCAGAGAAGGUUCUCCUUGGGCGGCACUACCGGCGCCGAGCAGGGAGACAGUGCGAAGCACACGCCAAGUGACGAUAUAUCUGGAGUAGCGCAUUUAACAGAAGAAACGAGGCGCUCGUUUAAAAACCGCACUCUUACGUGCAUCAUCACCUCUCCUCUGGGCCGGGCGCUCCACACGUUCCAGACUCGGCUUGAGCUGCUCGAGGUACUUCGCGAUGCCAUCAAAUGCCACAGAUCCCUAUACAUGGACGCAGGACUCUUGCACAGUGAUAUAUCGUCCGGUAACAUGAUUAUCGUGGAUGACCCGGACGAAGGACAACCCCCCGGCAUGCUGAUCGACCUGGAGCUGGCCACGCCGCGCGACCCGGCACCGGAGCGAGACACGAGCAUAAUCUGCGGCACACGGCCGUACAUGGCCAUUGGCUACAUACGGGACGAAGCCAAGACAUACCGGCACGACCAGGAGUCGUUCUUUUACGUCUUCCUGUGGAUGAUUGUGGGCGACAGGGAGAUGAAUGUGCCCGUGGGGAGCAGGCUCCACGGGUGGGAGGAAGGCAGCAGCAGCUGGUUCAAGUUGGCACAGCAAAAGCUGAGCGACAUGGAGGCCGAUAACUUUCAGCAUAUUGUAGAUGAGAUUCCGCCUGCGUUUGCCACGGUGAAAGGUCUGGCUGAGACGCUGCGUGCGCUGCUAUUUCCUGUGCGGGACGGCAAGAUCUGGGCCGGCACGGACAACACGCCUGAAGGCACGGACAAGCUCUACGACGGCAUGAUUGGUGCCUUUGAUGCUGCUAUUGCAUCUGAUGAAUAG